Molecule: messenger RNA, 1237 nt
Organism: Momordica charantia (bitter melon)
Lineage: Eukaryota; Viridiplantae; Streptophyta; Magnoliopsida; Cucurbitales; Cucurbitaceae
Product: Plastid-lipid associated protein PAP / fibrillin family protein
Source: RefSeq, a predicted model, not a curated record
GCCAUUAUCGUCGCCCUCCGUCAGUACCAACGAGGAAUAAUAAAAUUAAUUUUCUUUCUUAAUAGAAAAAUAGAAGAAGUAAAUCGAAAUCUUCAUCGUUAGGCAGGAGCGGUGAAGUUUUAUUAGGUCUUUCAGAAAUGGAUUUGCCAUUCGUCUCCCCAGUGUAUCCUUCAACUAAAAAGGGAGCCUUAAAUGGAUAUAACCGCUUUUGCACAGUGCGUAGAGAAGAGUCUUAUCGGAAAGUAUUUCGAUGUUUAGCAACUGUUGUGAGCCAAACAACUCAGACAGAUAACAACGGGUUGGAAACCAAAAAGAACGAUCUUCUGGUCGCCGUUCAAGAAACUCAACGGGGCCUUGUCUCAUCACCCGAUCAGCGUUCUGUCAUAGAGGAGGCUCUGGUCAAUGUAGAGGCAUAUAACAUGGGUCUCCCUAUUGACCUGGUGAAGUUGGAUGGCACAUGGCGACUACAGUAUACUUCCGCUCCUGAUGUUCUUAUUCUUCUAGAAGCUGCAUCCAGGCUUCCUUUCUUUCAGGUUGGGCAAAUCUUCCAGAAAUUUGAAUGUUGUGACAGUUCUAAUGAAGGAAUUGUUCGAAAUGUCGUUCGCUGGAGCAUCCCAUCACUGUUAGAGGAACAGGAAGGAGCAACUCUGAUUGUUUCUGCAAAAUUUUCUGUUGUUUCUAUACGUAAUAUCUACCUUGAAUUUGAGGAGAUCAGUGUCCAGAAUUUAAAAAUUAGCGAAGAGUUGCAGGCUUUAAUUGCUCCAGCAAUACUACCUCGCUCAUUUAUAAGUCUUCAGAUCUUGCAAUUUCUUCGUGGUUUUCAAGCUGCGAUUCCAGUGAGAGAUUCAGGGAGAAGCAGAAGGCGUGGAGUUGGAGGACUGUAUUACCUCUCAUAUUUGGACGGAAAUAUGCUUUUGGGUCGUUCAGUGGGUGGUGGCGGAGUUUUUGUGUUUACCAGAGCUCAGCCUCUCCAAUGCUAACAGCUCCAACUCGGAAGGUGUGGAGGAAAUGUAAUAUAAGUAUAGUUCAACGAUGAUGUCUCUGACCAGUUCAAAUCCCUCAUCCCCACUUCUCGUACUCUAACAGAAAAAGAAAACUUUUAUAUAUAUAUAUAUAUAUAUAUAUGAAAUUGGAGUAUAAGACAGAGAGUUGGAGGACCAUAUUUCCAAAUCUCUAGUUUCAUUUAUUUGACACGAGCUUAACUUGUAUAGUAAUGAAAUAUACUUUGUCUGAUAAA